UUGUGAAACCCGACCCAGCUCGAGGAGAGGCGGGAUUCCGCCCAGUGCUGCAGCUGCUGUCAGGCUGUUGCGCGGAGCGCGUGGGGACCGUGGAAUUCGCCGGAGCUCUUUCCACUGCGCGGCAGCAGAAUCAGGGGAGGCGAGAUAUUGGAGGGAGCUGCCUGCCGCUCUUAAUAACGCGGCUCUUCUUUGCUAGCGGCGGCAGCUCCUUGCUGGUGCGUUGCAGGCGGUGCUGCGGAGCCCCCAGCGCAGGGACUGCGACUGCGGCGGCGCUGCUGCCGAAGGAGGGAUGGAUGUAGCGUCGGAGUUGUACUACCUGGCCGUCCCGCUGCUCUUCACCGUCUUGGCCGUGAUCCUCGCCUCGGUCUUUGUGAAGCUGAGGACCGGCUCGGAGGGCGACAAAGCGGCGGCGGCCCCGGGAGGAAGCGAACUCCGAGAGGCCGUCGAGGAGAGCGCUGCGGCAGAGCCGGCGGACGGGGCAGAGGGCGGCGAAGCGGGAGCGGAGGAGCCGGGCGCAGCGGGGCCUCCUCGGCUUCAUGAGGAGGGAGGCGGGGAAGUGAAGGGCGAGGGGAGAAGGCGCCCCGAGGAGGAGAUCGGGGCUGCCGAAGAAGGGGGUGAGGAGGAGGAGGAGGAGGAGGAGAAAGAGCAGCGCCAGGAGAGAGGCAGCGAGGAGGACGAAGACGCCGCCACCGCCUCCUCCUCUAGGACUGCCCAAGCCGGACAGCAGAGCCACCCGCAGGAGGUCAAGAUCCCCAGGCAGGCGGCGGCGGCUGUCGCUGCUGCUCCGGUGGCGGUAGAAGAAGAGCAGGAGGAAGAGGAGGAAGAAGAGGAGGAGGAGGAAGAGGAGGAGAGCAAGGAAGAAGAUCAGGAAUCAGAAAAUGAGAAACUAGUGGUGAGGGAACCUGAGACUGAAGACGCAGAUGAACAGUUCUCCUUUAAAUAUAGUCCUGGAAAACUGAGAGGAAACCAGUAUAAAACCAUGAUGACCAAAGAAGAACUUGAAGAGGAACAAAGGGUCCAAAGAGAACAACUGACUGCCGUCUUCACCCUCUUAAAGGAAAAAACAGAUACAUUUGGGGAGAUGUCUGAAACUGACAUCAAAGAACAGCUUAAGCUUUAUGACAUGUAGACUGCAAGUCACCACCGUUUGUUUUUAAUUCUUUAGAACGCUGGAGGCUGCAGGACUUUCAGCAAAAAUACGUAGAACAAGAUAAUGUUUGCGUUUUGGCCUAUUAAAAAUAUUCAAUACUAGCUUUUAUUCUGAUUUUUGGGAACUUAUUUUUCCUAGAAGAAAAAUGUCCUCUGGUUUUUUUGUUUGAAUAUAUACCAACUGCUAUCCCAAUCAACGCUCCAUACACUCGAAGAUAACCUUAGUGCUGCAUGAAGAUUCAAUGUUUCUGAACUCAGCUGAAACAAGAUAAUUGUUUUGAAAUGAUCUGUUUUGAGAUAAUGUAACCAAUUAGGUAGAGUAAUAAAUGGUGGUUAGAAACAUAUUAUUGCUGGCAGCAAAGUAAAUAAUGUCAGCUACUUUCUCAACAUAUUAUCUCCCAUUUAUUUCCAAAUAAAUCAUUUUCUUAAUUGGCA
Molecule: messenger RNA, 1584 nt
Organism: Lacerta agilis (Sand lizard)
Lineage: Eukaryota; Metazoa; Chordata; Lepidosauria; Squamata; Lacertidae
Gene: MXRA7
Product: matrix remodeling associated 7
Exons: 4
Coding region: 290-1129 (279 amino acids)
Source: RefSeq, a predicted model, not a curated record